AAACGAGAACGAGGCAGGUACACAAGGAAGGACGUUGGCCAUUGUUGUCCAGAGUCAGGCUCGGCGCGACGGCGCGCUGAGCAACCACACAAACGGGUUGAACAUUGCUCCUGUCUAACGCUACUACCUGGAAGCAUGCGUUUCUUCUGCGAUGGCCACUCUCAAAGAACAUGACCAUUGUUAUGCAAUGGCUGGGAACCUGGAAACAAACACUGUCAAAUACCGAGAGGGACGUUCACCACAGACCGCCAGCAGGCGAUCAAGGGAGCUCACCCAGUCACAGUGUGCAAGGCUGCACACCACAGGGGUUCUGGUGAGAGCAGUACAUACAACAAGAUUGUACAUUGAUGUCAGAGACGACCAGUGGCCUAUUGUGUACUGCAGUGACUACAACAUUAGUUUCUUGGGCUUAGAAAAGCUACAUCCAUUUGAUGCUGGAAAAUGGGGACGUGUCAUUGAGUUUCUUAAAAAGGCAGGAAUGGUACGGGAUGACACAUUGGUGGUGCCUGUUGAGGCCAGUGAGGAAGAUCUAAGGGUGGUGCACUCAUCAGGCUAUCUCUCUAGUUUAAAGCUCACAAGUAUUGUUGAAGGAAUAACAGAGUGGAGUAUCACUGUUGCGGGAAUCACUGAGGUUCCUCCAGUGGCGCUGCUUCCCAAUUUUAUUGUACAGAGAAAAGUUCUUAGGCCUUUGCGUUUUCAAACAGGGGGUACCAUUCUGGCAGCCAAGCUAGCUGUGGAGCGUGGGUGGGCACUGAAUGUUGGUGGUGGAUUCCACCAUUGCUCUGCAGACAAAGGGGGUGGAUUCUGUGCAUAUGCCGACAUUACCUUGGCAUUGCGCUUCCUUUUUGACCGGGUUGAAGGCAUUGCAAAGGCCAUGAUUGUUGAUCUAGAUGCUCAUCAGGGAAAUGGCCACGAACGAGACUUUAUGAAUGAUGAGCGUGUUUACAUCAUGGAUGUCUUUAACAGAGGGAUUUAUCCACAUGAUGGUUUUGCAAAGAGAGCGAUUAGGAAAAAGGUGGAGUUGGAACACUUCACUGAUGACAGAGAAUAUCUGCAUAAAGUGCACAAGCACCUGGAAGAAGCGCUCGUUGAGUUUACACCUGAUAUCCUUUUAUAUAAUGCUGGCACAGACAUAUUGGAUGGCGAUCCACUGGGCUGUCUUUCCAUUUCACCGCAGGGCAUCAUAGAAAGAGACCAGAUUGUCUUUGAGAAAGCUCGUGCCAGAGGAAUCCCUAUUUUAAUGGUGACGAGUGGAGGCUAUCAACGUGCAACAGCUCGGAUUAUUGCUGACUCCAUUCUUAACCUUCAAGAACUCAAGCUUAUCAGUUGUGAUGAAGCUGAGCAGUCCCACUCUUCAUCAUCAGUGUUGGAGAGUAACAAGCUUGGGGCCCUUCCGCGCAGUCGCAGUGAGAGUUUGGUGUCACGACUACGCAGCUGUGUGUCACAUUCCUCGACGUCCCAAGACCUGAACAAAGAGGACGAGAGAUAUUCUGUUGACAAGCCGGAUUCACUAAAUGACAAAGGCUAGCUUUAAAAAGAAUGUUGAAUGUAUUUCUUCAAGUGACUUACUUUCUCUGUUGACUGUAAGGUCUAGCGCAUUGUUAAAGAAGAGUCAAACCAAAAGCAACGCAGAAUUACACAUUGGAAAAUCUGUAACUGUGAAUACUAAGGUCAGUACUAGGAGAUGGAGAUACAUAGAGGAGGAGGAAGAGCAAUGUGGAUUUAUUUUUUAAAAAAGGACUUAAAUGGGCUUAACUUUAGGAUGGGAAGUGGAUAGCCAAGUGAUUAGAGCACUGGUGUCUGAACUGAGGCAUGAUUGACACCCAUAUGGUAGAGCUAACUUUCCUCAGUUGAUCAAGCUGUUGGAAAUAGGUACCUGACUUCAGAGGGUUGGGGAAGGUAGGGCAGAGAGGGAGAGAGAGACAUGGCCAUGAGAAAAGUGAGGUCUCUAACAUCUCAUUCCCCAUGAGACCUGAAAAAUGGUUAGGGAAUGACCUUUAGGAUAGGUUUUGGAGAAAAAUAAAAUGAUAAUUAACUGAUAAAGAAAAAGCAAUAUUUAAGCAUAGACAUACAGUUGGUGUUUUAUUUUUAAAAUGUAUAUGCCAACAAGAUAAUAAGAAAUAUAAACAAUUAUUAGGCUAUUUAGAACUUUGGAGUCUUGAGUGUGGAAGGUAAAGUGCAGUUUUAACAGUUCAGAUGCAUUUAAACACUAGUUUCAAUUAUGCUGCCUGUUGGAAAUAGCAUGCUUUGUAUAUUCAGGUUCAGAAGUGGGUGUCAUAAUUAAGUGGCACAUAGUAGUCAUAAUAAAGGUUGUUUUUAUAGUGCCAUAUCCCAGACCUACAAGCUCAUGGUGCUUUAAAAAUUAUGCUAAUUAUAACAAUAACAAUAAUAAUCAUGAUAGGGAGAAAAUGAAGAAGCCAAGGCAACAAGAAAGAACAGGGGAUAAUAUGUGGAAAUGGGAAUAAUAAUGUGUAGUGCUGUGUGAUUAAUAACUGAAUGAGUAAUAGUACUCCAUUAUCCAACAAGCAAAUGAAAUUAAAAUAAAUGCAUAAAUUAUGGGGGGAAAAACUUGGAGACAGAAGAAAAUGGAAGACCAGAUUUGUCUGACUCGCCUGGCGACACAUUUCACCAUCAAAGAUUUAGAGUUUAGAUCUGCAGUUGUCAUAGGAGAAGUCAUUAGAAAGAUCAAGAAUGCUGAGGAUAAACUUCCACAGGUCUCACAAGCUGUAGACAGUUUUGCUGUUAAUAUUAAUAGUACCUGGAAAGUGAGAAGCCGAUUAUUCUGCAUUUCUUCUGUACCUAAAACUGCCAUUCAAGACAUCUGUGACAUUUUAACAACAAAAGUAACCGAGCUCAUUCAAAGAAUUAAGCUAAAUUUGGUGAAGCUUAAUGCUGAUUAUUGUAAGUUAGGUUAACCGAAAUAAUUUGGCUAUCCUCCAGUAAUUUAAGUUAAUACUAUAAAGAUAGUUUGUAAACUUGCAACAAGUGCAGGUUUAAUUGGAGUAAAUGUUUUUUGAAGUGCAAUAUUUGCUCACAAAUCUGUUUCUACAAAUUCCGAUUAUUUUGGUACACCAGUGUUAAGGGGAAAUACUUUUUUUUAUCAAAGACAGCAAGUAAAUCAUGAAAUGUAUUUUGGGGGUGAAGGAUGCUUUGGAAUGUAAUGAAACUUGUCAACAACAAAAAAGAAACAAGCAAGUGCAUGCACAUACAGAACAUUUGAAGCAUUAAGUGCUUUCUUUUUAUAGUGGGGAUGCUGUUUACAAAGUAUCACAAUCUUAUCAUCCAUCAAGUUUGUUGCUUGUCCAGAAUGUCUGGGAUUUUUUUGUGUGGCUGUCUAUUUUAUUAUGUAAAUAAACACUGUAAUCAAAUGA
This is a messenger RNA of Pomacea canaliculata, 3371 nucleotides long. RefSeq names its product histone deacetylase 11-like. The record is from RefSeq and is a predicted model, not a curated record. Lineage: Eukaryota; Metazoa; Mollusca; Gastropoda; Architaenioglossa; Ampullariidae. The transcript has 13 exons. Gene Ontology annotation, molecular function: histone deacetylase activity. Bases 152 to 1528 code for a protein of 458 amino acids.